Messenger RNA from Danaus chrysippus (African queen), 1344 nucleotides. Lineage: Eukaryota; Metazoa; Arthropoda; Insecta; Lepidoptera; Nymphalidae. The record is from the annotation of a GenBank genome assembly.
AUGACUUCUCAAUACAAAAAAUUCACUAAAUUAAUUGCAAAGUGGCCUAUAGAUAACAAUAAGGGAGAGAGAGAUCUCGGGAAGUUUAUUCGUGAUAAAGUCAAAACUGCAUUUGAAGGUGGAAAUUUAAAGAAUUUAGAUUCAGAACUUUGCACUCGUCAGUUAAACUCGUUAAAUAAAAUAGCUGACAACCAUUACAAAAACAAGUAUAAGAGGAUUCAUGAUAGUUCAGCCACGGGAUUAAGUUCAGAGGAGUGCAACCUUGUUUUAUCUAGUGAAGUUCUGCAAUAUUUAAAAGAAGAGAACAAGGUCUUAUCGAGACAUCAACUUCACACAAAAGCAAUGAAAUAUAAAGACCAUACUCCUGUUAUGUUAAAUGAAGUAAUGAAACAUUUAAAACCGAGUGACAAUGAACUGUACAUUGACAUGACUUUCGGAGCCGGUGGACAUUCAAGAAAAAUACUCGAGUCAGCAAAUUGUCAACUUAUUACACUUGAUAGAGAUCCAACUGCAUAUGAGAAAGCUAGGAAACUGGCUGAGGAAUAUCCAAAAAGGGUCAUACCACUAAUAGGAAGGUUUAGUGAAUUGCCGGCGCAAUUAAAAUCUAUAGGUAUUAAACAGUCCUCUAUAGAUGGAAUCUUAUUUGACUUUGGAUGUUCUUCAAUGCAAUUAGAUAAUGGAGAAAGAGGUUUCUCACUUAGUAAAAAUGGUUUCCUAGAUAUGAGGAUGGAUGCAGGAAGAGAUCCAAGCCAAAUAACAGCAAGAGAAGUCCUGGCGACUGCCGAUGAGCAUGAACUAUACAAAAUAUUCAAAAUAUAUGGCGAAGAAAAGAAAGCGGCGAAAAUAGCUCAAACAAUCAUACAAGCGAGAUAUAUGAUCAAAAGUAUAGACACCACAAAAGAAUUAGUUGAAAUUGUUGACUCCUGCUGUCCAGAUGAAGUGAGAUUAGAUAAAUUACAACGACCACAAUCCAAUGCCACCAAAGUAUUCCAAGCUCUGAGAAUUUUUGUUAACAAUGAAUUAAAUGAAAUCAAUUACGGCAUGAUUUUAUCAAAAUAUUAUUUAAAAUUAAAUGGGAGAUUAGUCACUCUUUGCUUUCACUCUCUCGAAGAUACUAUUGUUAAACGCCAUAUACAUGGUAACAUCAUUAAUGAGACGGCAAACCCUGUACCUCUAAGAUAUCUAAGUCCCAUGUUAGUACAAGAUCAGGACACCAUAAAUCAAUUCCUGGACUCUCCGUGGAAAGCCAUUAAUAAACAUGUAGAAGUUCCUUCUGAAGAUGAAGUAGACAGAAAUCCUAGAAGUAGAAGUGCCAGAUUAAGGGCCGCUAUCAAAAUUAAAUGA